Antechinus flavipes (yellow-footed antechinus) is the source of this 939-nucleotide messenger RNA. Its product is annotated as olfactory receptor 480-like. Gene Ontology annotation, molecular function: olfactory receptor activity; G protein-coupled receptor activity; odorant binding. Gene Ontology annotation, cellular component: membrane. The coding region runs from base 1 to 939 and encodes 312 amino acids. The record is from RefSeq and is a predicted model, not a curated record. The transcript has a single exon. Gene Ontology annotation, biological process: G protein-coupled receptor signaling pathway; sensory perception of smell. Lineage: Eukaryota; Metazoa; Chordata; Mammalia; Dasyuromorphia; Dasyuridae.
AUGUCUGGCAAUAACUGCACUGCUGUAACUGAAUUCAUUAUUUUGGGAUUAACAGAUGAUCCAACCCUUCGUGUCAUCCUCUUUGUGAUAUUUCUCAGUGUCUAUGCUGUCACCUUAGUCAGUAACCUUAGCAUAAUCAUAUUGAUCAAAAAUAGCUCCCAACUUCACACUCCAAUGUACCUUUUCCUCAGCCACUUGGCAUUUGUGGAUAUAGGAUAUUCCUCAUCUGUCACACCUAUUAUGCUCAAGAGCUUUGUUGUAGACAGAACCAUAAUCCCUCUUGGAGGCUGUGUGACCCAGUUGUGCUUUGGAGUCAUUUAUGGGACAGCUGAGUGCUUCCUGCUGGCUGUGAUGGCUUAUGAUCGGUAUGUGGCCAUCUGUAACCCCCUACUCUACUCCACCAACAUGUCCCCUAAGGUUUGCACUCUGUUACUCAUAGCAUCCUAUAUGGGUGGUUCUGUGAAUUCUUGGAUUUUCAUUGGCUGCUUAUUGAAUCGGUCCUUCUGUCAAUCCAAUAAGAUCAAUCACUUUUUUUGUGAUUAUGCACCACUUUUGAAACUUUCUAACUACCAAGAUGAUCUCGCUGAAAUUCUUCCUGCUUCCUCUGCUGGGUCAAUAAUUUUGAUCACAGUGCUAAUUAUCACGGUCUCUUAUGUAUACAUCCUUUUCUCUGUCCUGAAGAUAAAAUCCACUGAGGGAAGAUCCAAAGCUUUCUCAACUUGUACUUCCCACCUCACAGCAGUUAUUCUCUUCUAUGGCACCAUUACAUUCAUUUAUGUGAUGCCUAAGUCCAGCUACUCAACAGAUCAGAAUAAAGUGGUGUCUGUUUUCUACAUUGUAUUGAUCCCCAUGUUGAACCCUUUGAUCUACAGUCUAAGGAAUAAUGAAGUGAAAGGGGCCCUGAAAAAACUGAUGAAUAGGAACCAUUGCUUUUCAUGA